CGCAAGGUGCGCGCUGCUGCCGUGCUCGCCCGUCUCGGCGCGCCGCUCCCUACGGCCGCCCCGCGCACGGCAGCCCGGUGCGCGCCGCCUUCCCGCCCGCCGGGCCAUGGACUCGGACGCCAGCCUGGUCUCCAGCCGCCCGUCCUCCCCGGAGCCCGAUGACCUCUUCCUCACGGCCAGGAAUAAAGGCAGCGGCGGGGGCUUCACGGGCGGCACCGUGUCCAGCUCCACGCAGAGUGACUCCCCGCCGGAGCUGAGCGCCGAGCUGCGCAGCGCCAUGAGCGCUGCAGGGGUGGUGGUGGUGGACAAGUUGGGCUUCAAGUCCUCGUCGUCCUCCUCCUCCUCGUCCUCCUCCUCCUCCUCCAAGAAGGACAAGAAGCAGAUGACGGAGCCGGAGCUGCAGCAGCUGCGGCUGAAGAUCAACAGCCGGGAGCGCAAGCGGAUGCACGACCUGAACAUCGCCAUGGACGGGCUGCGGGAGGUGAUGCCCUACGCCCACGGCCCGUCGGUGCGCAAGCUCUCCAAGAUCGCCACGCUGCUCCUGGCGCGCAACUACAUCCUCAUGCUCACCAACUCCCUGGAGGAGAUGAAGCGCCUGGUCAGCGAGAUCUACGGCGGGCACCACGCUGGCUUCCACCCCGCCGCCUGCCCCGGCGGCAUGGGUGCCCACUCCGCCCCGCUGCCCGGCCACCCGGGCCACCCCGCCUCACACCCCGUACACCACCCCAUCCUGCCCCCCGCCGCCGUCUCCAGCGCCUCCCUGCCCGGCUCCGGCCUCUCGGCCGUCAGCUCCAUCCGCCCCCCCCACGGGCUCCUCAAGUCGCCCUCGGCUGCCGCCGCCGCCGCCGCCCCGCUGGGCAGCGGCUUCCAGCACUGGGGGGGGAUGCCCUGCCCCUGCAGCAUGUGCCAGGUGUCGGCCCCGCCACACCACCACGUCUCCGGCAUGGGCACCGCCAGCCUCCCCAGAUUAGCCACCGACACCAAAUGAGCCCCUCGGCGGGGCCGCCCCGCCGCGCCCCGCGCCGCUCCGCCACCUUCAGGACCUACAAACGCGCCCCUCCGGCGGCAGCCCCCCUCCCCCCACCCCGGCCCCGCUCCCGGGGC
Falco peregrinus (peregrine falcon) is the source of this 1104-nucleotide messenger RNA. RefSeq names its product oligodendrocyte transcription factor 2 (gene OLIG2). NCBI's taxonomy places the organism in Eukaryota, Metazoa, Chordata, Aves, Falconiformes, Falconidae. Gene Ontology annotation, biological process: oligodendrocyte cell fate specification; regulation of DNA-templated transcription; myelination. Gene Ontology annotation, molecular function: DNA-binding transcription factor activity; protein dimerization activity. The record is from RefSeq and is a predicted model, not a curated record.